Molecule: messenger RNA, 2839 nt
Organism: Syngnathus acus (greater pipefish)
Lineage: Eukaryota; Metazoa; Chordata; Actinopteri; Syngnathiformes; Syngnathidae
Gene: foxn1
Product: forkhead box N1
Exons: 9
Coding region: 682-2364 (560 amino acids)
Biological process (GO): regulation of transcription by RNA polymerase II
Molecular function (GO): DNA-binding transcription factor activity, RNA polymerase II-specific; transcription cis-regulatory region binding
Source: RefSeq, a predicted model, not a curated record
AUAAAGCUAGUCAACAUAUUCUGGUCGUGCAAGACUUGUGGGUUUCAACUAUUUAAAGAAUUGCCUUUGUUGUUAACAGGGAUUUUAUUAUGCGGGUUGUUUGACGGGAAGAUUUGUGAGAAAGUUUUAAAUUGGUUUGUGUUUGGCACAAUUAAGCUUCUUGUGAGCUGGCUAGUAAAUGAAAGUGUUGUUGAUUAACUAGCUGGUUUUUCUGCAUUUGUUUUCUCGUAAUGUGUGUGAAUUAUGAAAGCACCUGGUGCCACUGGUCGUGUGUGAUCUAGUGUUUAGUGUAUCUUAUGUCCAAGUCACAAAAGGAGGAAGAGAAGGCUGCCAAUGUGAGCAUCCAUCAAAACCUGUUGCAACAGGUUGUCUUGCUUAUUCUCUCAUCUCUCAUCUCAUUCCAGUCUUUAGUUGGACGAGUGCCACACACACACGCACACACAAGCACACUGACACACACACACAUUCACACUCUGGCAUGACGAUAAUGUUACAAGCAGUCAAAUCCAAAACUGGCCCUUCAACUGAUUGACUGCACAUUUUGACAAUUUGCACACUGACGAGCACAUCUUCAAGAUAUGGAGCCAGGAUGUGUUGAGACCUAAGAGGGAUUCCGAAGGUGUAAAGCCACAAAGAAGCCAUUGACACAUUUUAAAUUAAGGAAUAACGUCUUGGUACAGAAUGUCAGUCACUCCAUCGUUUUCACCCAGCAAGGAUGAGUCUAAACCUUCGACUCCCCAGGCCAAACCUCUCACCUCACACGAGCACCUUGAGCGGGUGGCAGAAUCACAGACAACACAUUGCAGUGAUGUCUGCUUUAGCCAGCAAGCCAGAGCACCCCUCACCUUAAGGCACGCACCUGUGACCAGGAAGCACAACGCAGAAGGGACGGGACGGCAGGGCCUCAUCGACGCAUCUCGCUUCCACCCUUACCUGCGACAACUCAGCGAGGAUUCAGUCGAAAAUACAAUUUGUCUUCACCCUGGCUCGUCUCCCUUCGGCAGCCUGCAGCAGUUCUGCAGCCCUCAAAUGUGCUCUGUCACAUCUGGAUCAAACAGCGAGGUGCAAACACUGUGGGAACAAUCCACCUACAAUGGUCAGUGUUCCUACCCUGACCUACCAGCCGUGCCAGCUGAGACUCCUUGUUCCCAUUCUCAGUGCUAUAUAUCGUAUAAUUCCGCCAGCCCGCUGCAAGAGGUCGCGACAAGGCCAUACGCUACUGAGGAGCAUUCCUGCAAGCCAAGUUAUUCUCACCAUAGUCGCUCGUCUCAAAUUCAUCAGAGAAACAACUUGCAGCCCCUCUUCCCCAAACCAAUUUACUCAUACAGCAUUCUCAUCUUCAUGGCUCUGAAAAAUAGUGAAACGGGAAGUCUCCCAGUCAGUCAGAUCUAUAGCUUCAUGACUGAAAACUUCCCCUACUUUAAGACAGCCCCCGAUGGAUGGAAGAACUCAGUGCGCCACAACCUUUCUCUAAACAAAAGCUUUGAGAAGCUGGAGGGCAAAAAAGGGAAUUCCUCUCGGAAAGGUUGUCUGUGGGCUCUCAAUCCUGCCAAAGUGGAGAAAAUGCAGGAGGAGUUGUACAAGUGGCGCCGCAAAGACCCCGUCAGUGUUCGCAGGAGCAUGGCGAGACCAGAAGACCUAGACCAUCUUCUUGGACAGAUGCCCAAGACGCUCCUCCGAUCAAAGCCACCAUACACAAGACCUGCCGGCAUUUAUGGGCCCAUGCCAACGUCCUCUAGCCCAACACAUGGCCAACCCAGCAGAGCUCGUCGACGUCCACAGUAUUCAUGUCCUCCUCCGCCCUCACAGCAGCCCUCUUUCCUCACCGACACCCAUUUUAGCGACUCAUUGGCGCUGUGCUCCCCAUGUGAUCAGCAGCACACAACUGACGUCCAUCCCGAGAGCAUGAACUUAAUCGCGACUAUGAAGCUGCCACCCGCCUACAGCAUCACCCACCAGAACGAAUUUAAUGUUGGUCUAAGGAGUCUGCAGGACUUGCAAUUAGAGGGAAAUACUUAUGAUGUGGAUGUACUUAACCCCAGCCUGACUGAUCUGCAGUUGAAAGGUGGCCUGUGGGAAGAGUUGCAAGAAGACAGCCUGGUGUCACAUCCACAAAGUGCCCCCACGACCGUGACCAUCACCUCUGGUUUACAGGCAUCCUGUAUCCAUCCCAGCUACGGAGACACCAUGAUGCUGCCUGUCAGUGAGAUCUCACCGUUGGCCCGGCAUAAAAUAGAGUUUGAUGACACAUCGAGCGAACAGAGCUUGAAGCAACACGCGUGUUCUAGCGGCUGGCAUCCCGACGUUUAUUCAGCUGACAAUUUGCCGCUAUAUUUGACCUGUUGCACCACAUCCUUAGUGUGAACAGGCAAUGUAACCGUCAACUGUCAACCCCUUCUUAACCGACAGAUCCUUGACACGUUUUUCGAAUGAGCGUUACGGUAGCAGGCGGCUUCACCAUUGGAUCUGUGACCCAGGAAGUCCUCAAAUGCUUGUUUUUUCAAAUGUGUUCACCUCUCUACUCAGUGAGAAUAGAGAAGACCUCUCAUGGCUUGUGUGACCAUACAUUUCCAUGUCAAUUCAAAACCAGCACAAGUUAUUUGGGGGAAAUGGUGAAUUUGAGCAAGGUGAGAAAACAACAAUGUUUCCUGUACAAAUUUGAACCGCAGAUUAUAUAAAUUGAUGGUGGUCUUAAAUCACAGUGCACUCUGUGAAUAUGACUUAUUUUUACAUGACGUCAUCAAAUUGAUGACGUUAUUUUAAAUCAAACUUUCAUAGUUUACCCAUUGCAAUGCUUAAAUUCAAAAUGUUAAGUACAAUAUACGAAACUGUAAAUUUG